AAAAACAUUUCAUAAGUGACUACUAUCAGGUUAUGCAUCAUGGUGCGCACAUACAGAAUUCAGACAAGUAUGUUGAUUACUGCCACCAAUUGUUAUGUAAGCUGAGAAGAGUGAACCCACAACUAGAUAUAGAUGGAGAAAAAAACAUCUGGAUUUCAAAACCAAGAGCUCUAUCUAGAGGAAGAGGGAUACGUUGCAGAAAUGAUCUGAAAGACAUAUGUUCCUUGGGAUGGAAAUGGGUGGUUCAAAAGUACAUAGAGAGACCACUUCUUGUAUAUGGAACCAAAAUUGAUCUCCGUCAGCAUUUCCUCAUAACGGACUGGUACCCCUUAACUAUCUGGUUCUAUAAGCACAGUUUCCUCCGUUUCUCAUCUCAGCCCUUCACGCUGGAGAGUUUAGAUACCGCCAUCCAUGUAUGUAAUAGCGCCAUACAGAGAAAAUUAAAGAAUGCACCAAAUCGUCACCCCAACCUGCCUGAAGAAAACAUGUGGCACAGUGACGAAUUCAAAGAGUAUCUUUGUACAAUCGGAAAAGAGCAAGUCUGGGAUUCAAUCAUUAUACCAGGGAUGAAGAAAGCCCUCAUUCAUACAAUGAAGGCCGCUCGGGAAAAUGUGAAGUACAAGAAAAACAGUUAUGACCUUUUUGGUUCAGAUUUUCUGUUUGGAGAAAACUUUCAGCCCUGGCUACUUGAGAUACAAUACAAACCUGACAUAACCAAAGACACGUCAGUAAUGAAGAAAAUUGUUCCACCAAUGGUAGAGGACAUUCUACGUGUUGUGAUUGAUUACAAGGAUGACCCUAACUGUAAUGUGGGAGGAUUUGAACUUAUAUAUAAACAGUUCUAGGCAAAUUAUACUGGAAAUGUGUCACGGUCAGCACCCAACACCAGAACAGAUGCCAGGCACCCUGGUCUCGGCUCGUACUUCACCAGUUAAGUGACGGCCUUUGGCCUCGGGAGGAGCCCUCAGCUUACUCAGAUGCCACCUGGACUUAACGAGAGGUGCAAGGCGUAAGUUCUGGCAGGCAAUGGGGCACGACUGUUUACAAGGAUGCUGGAAGAUAGGAAGCCACCAUGAACAGGCAGGCCGGACCAGCAGUAGGAAUCGUCAGGCAGGUAAGGGUAUAAACCAGGUUAUCAAUUGGAAGGAUUCAGCAUGAGAGUAGUAGAGAUUCAGGCAAAGAUCAGGAUUGGAGAGAUCAGCGUAGUAAGCAAGCAGGUAUGGGUCAAACACGAAGGAUCAGUCAGGAUUCACAACAAUAAGCUCUCAGGAACAAGCUAAUUGAACCUACAAUGGGCAAUGAGCUAAUACUAAAAAUCCCCUUUUAUACAUUUGAAUUUCCGCGCCAAUGCACGCUGGCGCAAUCACGUCAGCACGCCUGCGCCUUUAUGCAUUGCCCUAGAGGACUGGAACCAGCAUGGAGCAGGGAGCAACGCGCGUGGACCCCACUGCCGGUAGACCACCAGGGUUAGAGC
Molecule: messenger RNA, 1474 nt
Organism: Xenopus laevis (African clawed frog)
Lineage: Eukaryota; Metazoa; Chordata; Amphibia; Anura; Pipidae
Product: tubulin monoglycylase TTLL3-like
Exons: 5
Coding region: 33-845 (270 amino acids)
Source: RefSeq, a predicted model, not a curated record